AUGGCAAAAUCAUAUUCAACCCUCCCCGUUCCGGGUUUUGCUCAUGGAUCUAAGAAUUUAUUUCCACCCGAAUCACUAGAAGAAACCAGACAAGUGAUCGAGAACCUUUGCAUCCAUAUCAAAUUCGCCAGCAAAAUAAGAAAAUGCGAGAAAUUUACUGGAGGCAACAACACCGCCAUCGCCUUCACAUGUCUUCCUCUCAACGCAAAAGACAAGUGCCAACGAAUCGCCUGUGUCCUACCAGAGGAAAAAUUCAAAAUCCACAAGCUUGUCCUAAUUGGUGCGGAAAUGGAACAAAAGGGUCUAUUCGUUGAUGAACCGGCUGUGGUAUGGCAUUUGGAUUUUUAUCCGCGAAAUAUCAUGAUUGAAAGUUCGAGAAAUCAUGUUAUGCUCACUGGAGUCAUUGAUUGGGAUGAUGCUAAGGCUGUUCCUAGAAUAAUGGCAAGAAGACCCCCUAAUUUCCUCUGGAAUAUGCCUGGUAAUCCUUUAUUACCAGAGGAAAAAACGGCAAUUGCGACGAUUUUUAAUCGGGAGAUGGAGAGGCUCUGUCCGGGAUAUUUGCAAGAUGCUUAUUUGGGGAGUAGAGUUAUGGUUAGAGCGUUGUGUGUGUACGCGUUUUCUGGGGUGGAUUAUAGAUUUUAUCAUGAGUGGUCUUGA
Molecule: messenger RNA, 657 nt
Organism: Sclerotinia sclerotiorum 1980 UF-70
Lineage: Eukaryota; Fungi; Ascomycota; Leotiomycetes; Helotiales; Sclerotiniaceae
Exons: 3
Coding region: 1-657 (218 amino acids)
Source: RefSeq, a predicted model, not a curated record